AUGCCCACCUCCACGAGCGCCAACAUCCACGCCAUGUCCGGCUCGUUUGAGAAGUCCGUCAAGGGUGGCACCAAAGUGAAGUGCGCGCCUCCGAAGAGCAAGUAUGUCGAACAUAUCCUCCUGGCCACGCAGUCUGGAGAGGCCGGCGUUGCAGAGGUCUUCCGCACCCUCACACAUCGUUUGCGGGAUUCAACAUGGACGGUAGCCUUUAAGGCUCUCAUUAUUGUACACUUGAUGAUCAAAGAGGGGGUGGCGGAUGUAACAUUGCGCUAUCUGUCAGUCGCGCCUCGCAACAGGCUUGCUAUCAACAGCUUCACGGACGUGCAGACACAGGGUCAAAACAUAAGAGUUUACUCGGAGUACCUGCUCGCGCGUGCGCAGGCGUUUGAGAUGGGCCAUUGCGACUAUGUGAGGAACGGAGAGCGUCAUAUGAAGCGGUUGUCUGUGGACAAGGGGCUACUAAGGGAGACCGAGCUUGUACAGGACCAGAUCAAGGCGCUGGUCAGGUGCGAUCUGCUGUCCAACGACUACGAUUCGAACGAGAUCUCCUUGACGGCCUUCCGACUUCUGACUCGAGACCUCUUGAACCUUUUUGACGUGGAGAACCAGGCUGUGAUGAGCGUGCUUAGCCACUACUUUGAGAUGUCGAGACCGGACGCGGAGCGUGCUAUAACAAUCUACAAGACCUUCUGCAAGCAGACAGAUCAAGUAGUGCAGUAUCUCAGCGUUGCACGGCAAUAUGAGUAUGCUACACGGCUGGAGAUUCCCAAGUUGAAGCACGCACCGACAAGCUUGGCAGCUUCGUUGCAGGAAUACCUGGACGACAAGGACUUUGAAGUCAAUCGCAGGCAGUAUCUUGCGGAGCAGGAAGCCAAGAAGAGUGGCAAGCCAUUUUCGAAACCAUCACAGCCUGCUGUAUCGUCUACGAAGACUCCAACGCCUUUCGAUGAGAAGCCUACAACACAGCCAGCGGCGGCAACUGCGUCCGCGAAAGGCCCAAAUACCAACCUAAUAGACUUCUUUGAAUCAAUAGAGCAGAAUCAACAGACCACGGAGACGAAUCCAUUCUUGAGACAACCGCAGCAACCACAGCCGACAGGCUUUCAACAGCCUCAGCCGACGGGGUUUCAGCAGCCUCAAUCAACGGGAUUCCAGCAGCCUCAAUCAACGGGGUUUCAGCAGCCUCAAACAACGGGCUUUCAGCAGCCUCAACAAACUGGCUUCGCACCCGAACAGCAGGCUGUGAACGGGUUUGGUUUGAACGGAGCCCCUACAAAUCCGUACGCACAGUCACUCAUGCAACAGCAGCCUCCGCCUCAGCCUUUGCAAGCGCAAUAUACAGGCGCUGGAUUCGGCGGGUAUGGACCGCAGCCUUCGCAACAAUCGUUUGCACCUGGAAACGACUUCGGGCAGCAGGCACAACAAUUUCAGACACCGGCGCAAACACAUGCCCCAGCGCAACUGCAGCCACAGCCAACCAAUCCCUUCCGUCAGUCCAUGAUGGCAAUCGGAGGCUCGGGAGGUUUUGGCUCAUUGGGCCAGCCCCAACAACAACAACAACAUCAACAACAGCAACAACAACAACAAUCGCUCCAAAGAUCCGCUACGAAUCCUUUUGCACGCAAUCAGAUCUCUUCUAUACCGGAGGGCGGGCCUCCGCCUCAGCAAUUACCGCCGCAAACCUCAUCGCCAUUCUCACAGCAGCAACCGUCAUUCCAGACACAGCAGCAACCGCUGCAAGCACAGCUGACAGGCACAAACCCUUUCGCCCGCAAUCAAACUCCAACGCAGCAACCUACACCUCCCGUCUCACCACCCAACGCGCUCCAAGUGCAGCCUACUGGUAGCACGAAUCCUUUCCGGCAAUCGAUGUUUGUGAACCAGCAGACCGGACAGGGAUGGCAAAACUCACCACAGGCGACGAUGGGUGGUCUGGAGAAUCUGCAGACGGUACCUAUAUUCCCCCGACCUGGACAGGCGCCGCAACAACAGCAGCAGUCACCGUGGGGGUGA
Messenger RNA from Lecanosticta acicola, 2013 nucleotides. The record is from the annotation of a GenBank genome assembly. Lineage: Eukaryota; Fungi; Ascomycota; Dothideomycetes; Mycosphaerellales; Mycosphaerellaceae.